Gymnodraco acuticeps is the source of this 1162-nucleotide messenger RNA. RefSeq lists its product as uncharacterized. The record is from RefSeq and is a predicted model, not a curated record. Gene Ontology annotation, cellular component: transcription regulator complex; nucleus. NCBI's taxonomy places the organism in Eukaryota, Metazoa, Chordata, Actinopteri, Perciformes, Bathydraconidae. The transcript has 3 exons. Gene Ontology annotation, biological process: regulation of transcription by RNA polymerase II. Gene Ontology annotation, molecular function: DNA binding. The coding region runs from base 1 to 942 and encodes 313 amino acids.
AUGGCGAGUCGCUCGGCGGGGCCAAUUGACAUACGCAGAUGGGUGUCCACCUUUGUAAUCAGUGGGCCCACCUUUCCGAGCAACUCGUCGAACACCUCCUUGCUCAUCCUGAAGUACCCUCUGAAAAAGGCGGUCAUCGAGACGGAGCUCCUGGACGAGAAGGUGGUAUUCCCCCCUUUCUCAAGCCGUAGCCAAUCAAAAACCGCGCAUACGCUGGGAGAGAUAGCGGUAGCGAAUCACCCUGUAUUAUUUGAUGUGACCCUGUUCACCUACCGGGAUAGAAACCAGAGGAACCAGGCAUGGAAGGAGGUGGCAGAGACAGUGGGGGAAACUGACGAAGUGUGCAAAAAGCGUUGGAAGUCCCUCAGGGACCGAUACCGCAGGGAGAGGAUCCUGGAGAAGGAAGGGAAAAGUAGCGGGGCAGGGGCUUCCGGGGGAUCUAAGCCCUGGCGUCUCGCGGCAGUAAUGAGCUUUUUAAAGCCCUUCAUGCUGGACCGUGAGACGUCCAGCAAUUUCCCCCGGCAACCCCUGCCUCCACCCACCGGAGCAGAAGAAGAGGAAGACUCUAUGGGUGACAGCCUGGAUGACAGUCUGGAAAGCCAGCCAGAGCCAGGUAGCAGUCAGCCGGCCAGUCAGCCGGCCAGUGUGCCGGCCAGUGUGCCAGACGGUGUGCCAGACGGUGUGCCGGCCAGUGUGCCAGCAUUCCGGGGGAAGAAGAGCAGGGGAAGGGAGAUGUCCCCUUUUGAGGAGAACCUGCUGUCGGCCGUAGGCCCGAUGCUGGCCAUGCCACCACCAGUGGUGGAGGUGGAAGACGAGGACCUCCUUUUUUUAAGGAGUCUCUGGCCUGCAAUGCAAAAGCUGAGCAGGACGAGCAGCAUGAGACUGAAAAUGAAGCUACAAGAGGCGGUCCUGGAGGCCACAGAAAUGGACAUUAAUAAUUAAUUAAUUAAUUAGAUACUGAUACUGAUACUGAUCCACAUUACAUCUUUUUACACUCAUCACUCAUCACACACAACAUCACAUAAAUAAAAGUUAUUUAAAAGUAUGUUAUGGCUAUACUGUGUCUUGACUUGUUCAUGUGGUUUGUCAGUUACAACAUACCAGGAGCUUCUUGUAUGUCGAUAUAUAAUGUGCUGUCUUCUGUAAUUAUUCAGGUGAAACC